GUUUUCGUGUCGUUUGCUCUCUUCUGGCUACGAUUUCGGUGGCGAUUGCUCGUUCGAUUCACUUCGAUGUUCACCCGUGCCAGAGCGCUCGGAUAUUCAGAUUUCGAAUUUUUCUAGCAUCCGGCAGAACGAUGAACAGCUAAUUUAUUUCACCGUCGCCGUCUCUCUUGUUUUGCUAGUUGCAGCCAAUCUGGCCUUCGCUUUGGUUUUUUCUAGCUUUUACGAAGAAAUAAAGUGCAGGCACGGCGGUAAAGCAGGCCAGGCUCUCGUAUUUGAUACCAGUGUCACUCACAGUCACGACACCACGGGACGUAUUUCAUCCCCAAACCAGCAGUAGGCCUAGAGUAAAGACCACUUCGAUAAAAUGGGGGACGAGGUGCCACAGCAGCUCAUCUUCGAGAAUGUGUCGCCUGCGACACGUUUGCUCGAAAAGCGGCGGCAGAUGUACUAGAUUUAGUUUAUUUACGCCAUUGCCACCUGGGCAGUCGAAAUGCAAUUCUGACGUCCAGCACAGUGAGAGUGCUACUUAAUUUCUCGAUCACAAACAUUCGUCUUAUGCGUUAAAAGCAUGCGCGUAAUGCCGCGUUUUUCGAAUAAAUUAUCCUAAGUACAACUUACAUUCGCAGUUCGAUGAAAUACAAAGCUUCAAAAAAAUCUAAAUCUUCGUAGGUACGAAGUUCAAGACGCCUUGGAAGCCCAGAAAGCCCGUUUUGCGCAGGAAGAAGAAGCGUUCGCGAAAAAGGAGGUGCAACUCCGAGCGAAAGAUCUCCAGCUGCAGCAGCAACUCAUAAAAUUCAACAAGUUUCUCCAGGACAAUGAAGCGAAAAGGAGAAGAGCAGAGACAAGGUAAAUACUUGGUCUAGACGAGAUUCAUUCAUUCGCGUUUGUAGUUGGUUCUCAAGCGAGGUGAAAAAUCGCGGGCAGAGGCGACAAUGAAUUUUCUCAUGCAUGAUCAGGAUCAUAGUGAUAGCUUUUCGAUCUGAGACUCGAAGAUGAAUCAUGAAGAAAAUGAGGACUGAUGCAUGAAACAAAACAGAGCCUCCGAGGAGCAGGCGCAGAUACUUCAGAAAGAGGAUAUCAAAUGUAAAAAUAAAUGUCUGGGUCUGGAAGAUUGCCAGCUUUGUCAUGCAUAUUUUGCAUGACUCCUGAUGUCUGUGAUGCGUGCCCUAGCAUCACAGAUUUUGUGAGGGCUUCCUGAUGCCUAUACCGCAUGACACAUGCUCUCUGCGUGUAGCAAAACUUAGACUCUCUUUGCUGCUCAUGCAAUACAGAUUUUUUUAUAUUCCAAAAUCAGCAUGACAAGUUGCAUUCUUCCAGACCCAGACAUUUUUACAUUUGAUAGAGGAGGAGAUAGGGCAACUCCAAAAGAGGCUGGACGAAAGCCAGAGUUUGUGCUUGGAGCUGGAGGAGGACGUGUUGAAAAACUUGAAAUACGAAGAAUUUCUGGAGCUCGUCAAGGAAAACUCCGAUGACUACAGCGAGAUCCAGGACCUCGUCACAAGGUUUGAACAAAUUAAAUACUUGCAAUUGAAACCAGAGUGGCGCGCAUGCAUGAGAAUGGACGAUGAUGACAAAUGUAUAAAUGCACGACCACGACUGACAUCUACGAAUAAAUGCAGAUGUAAUAACCCUUUAUCAGGCACGAGACCCUGGAGGCGGCUCAUCGCGACCUGAUUGAGAGUCAGCAGAAGGCCGAGAACAUGAACGAGGGCAUAAGGAACGAGUACCAGAAUUACCGCAAGGAGAAAGCCAUGGAAGUUCUAGCACUAACCAACAAAACGGCGGCGCUCCAGGCGGAGCUCGAGGACGUGGAAAAAAAGUGCUUGCAGCUGGAGGCCCUGGCGGAACACAGCCGUCAAGAAGAGUCGCAGCAGUCACUGUUUCUGGGCCAGAUCAUUAUGAGUGUGGACAACCUGUUCCAGAGAUGUACAGAUUUUUUUGUUGAUGUGAGAAUAUAUAAGUGUUCUUGUAUUUUUGGAAUUCUGUACACGAAGUUUUAAAUACCACAUUAUGCAGAAGCAGAGCCCUCGCGCAGGAGAAUUGCUCGGGAAGAUAAGGAGCGAGCAACUGCUAUCAAUUCGAACUCAAGGUAACCUGAAGCGACCCGCCAUUCAGCACAGCAACGAGCUCGGAGAGAAGGCGUCCGCGAUCGCGGCGAUACAAAACGCAGACUCCUACGCGCCCAAAGUAACCUUCGCGGUCAAGCAACUCCACGUCAUUAAGGCGUAUUGACCUUGUUCAGAACGAUUAUUUUCAUUUCAGUUAAUUCGUUGCUUCACGUUCUUACGUUAUAUUAUUGGCAUGUUAUGUAACCUCGGUUUAAGAAACGCACUACAGCUUUUCAUUUAGUUUUUCGUAACAGUAGGAUGAGGAUUGCUGAUGUGCAUCGCAAGAGUAAAAAUGCCCUGAAGCCAUUUGGUUUUGGUACAACUAGAGUGUUGCGAAAGAUCUGCAGCGAUGUUGUCAUUCCUAAUCCUAAGGUACAUAAAGGACCUGCGUGACAUCCAGGAUAGCAUCAAGAAGGAAGGCCGCGGUCGCAAGAAAGAGGUGGUGACCGAAUUCGGCACCAAGAUUUCCGAGCCGGAAUUUGUUUUUGAACGGGUGGCGAAAUAAGAGGAAACGGAGCUGAUGUGGAACGAAUGUUUGCCACUACAGCGCAGGAGCUAAUUACAACGGAUUGAGAUUCAGUUUAAUACAGAUUCAGAUUCAGUAGAGCAGGAGGACGAGGAACGUCUUACUUUCUUCACGGUGUACUCGUGUUGAUAUUGAGCCGUUCUUCUAGCUUGUUCGCAGCAAGAGCUUGAGAUUCAGAUUUAACAGAUUCAAAGCAAGAGACAACGGAAUUGAAUACGAAGUACAUCCGAUCAGGCCAUGGCUCUGUGGUCUGGGGUGCUCGUUGUCUACUUGAGAUUCAGAUCUUAGAUUCAGAUUCACCGGACGAGAGUCCAGCAUGUCCUCUGUGUGUAGUUUAAUUGAUACCGCGCAGCAGGAUUUCUGCGAAAUUUUGAUGGAAAAUGCCACCGUCUGUAUCUAUAGAAAAUGAAGGUCGUCCGAUGCCGGAACGGACAUGUACUAAAAAAGAAAAAAAGAAGCUGUAUCAUCGAUCAUGCGCAUUUCUCCUGGCUUUCGCUAGUCUGGGAGGCGUGUUGCUGAGUAUUCAUAUUGUUGCAGUCGC
Messenger RNA from Amoebophrya sp. A120, 3175 nucleotides. The record is from the annotation of a GenBank genome assembly. NCBI's taxonomy places the organism in Eukaryota, Dinophyceae, Syndiniales, Amoebophryaceae.